Molecule: messenger RNA, 5120 nt
Organism: Amoebophrya sp. A120
Lineage: Eukaryota; Dinophyceae; Syndiniales; Amoebophryaceae
Source: the annotation of a GenBank genome assembly
GUGGCACCAAAAGCGUUGAUCUUUUUUUGAAAGCACAGCAGAGAGAAGUACAUAUUCGAGUGGGGUGGUGACUUGCCGCAAUGUAUUACGAAGUAAAUUUGGCUUGCUACCCGUCGUCGUUUGUCGCAUCCAAAAGAAAGCACAGCUGAAAGGAGGCUCCUGCGACAGGAUCACACGAGCAAGCGGCGUGCCUCGCAGUUACGGGAUGCCUAGCAGCAGACGAGCAAGACCAUCAUGGUGCGCGGCUGCGGCCGUGCCCACACACCAGCAUUCUUUCAAGAGUGUGGUCGGAAGCCAUUCAUCACUUUUGCUUUUCCGUUUUUCAUCGUCAGUGCUCGCAUUGCUGCUCCUUCACCAGCCCUUUCCCUGCUUUGCCGCGAGUUUCUGGUCCUCCUUCUCCCCAACAGCAGGCAGCGUGGACACCGCAGUACGACACCAAACGCAAAAGGAGCCCUUCUUCACGGCAUUCGGAGAUCAACUUCGCCCGCAUGUUGAUUCUCCUGCCGCCGUCCCGGCCGCCCUCAGUGUCGGUCUGGAUUCGCAGUUGCGCGGUUUGGUGACGAAGCAAACUUCAUUGCCGUACUCUCCAUCUUCGUCCAUCGCAACGACCUAUGGCCGUGGGGAAUCCCCCCUCGCCGCAUUUACAACUGCAGCGUUCCACCAGGGGCAGAGGAAAAAGUUCAGCAUCAGUCCGCACUUCUGCGACGCAGCGCGCGUUUUCCACCGGUCGUGUGAUUCAGGCUACAGCUCGUCGUCCUCGGACGAUUCAAGGUCAUCAGCGGGGCAGUCCGUGAUAGAGUACGGCGAUGUCGCAGAGCGUCGAGAUAAUUGCACAUUCGGCCACGAGGAAUUCGCAUCGGGUAAGAACGGGAAAGAAGGAGAUCGGCUCAGCCGCCCCGAGGAGGAGGACGAACAUUGCAAUGAGCGACACGGCGGACCAUGUCAUGAUCAGGAAGAAAUCACUAACGAUGUUGCCGCGAAUCAAAAUCUUGAGCUGGAAGCGAAUGGCGGUCACGGAAAUUAUCCACCCAUUGGCACACAACAUCGAAGCAAGAGACUGCAGCACCCGCCCGCUUCGCCAUCUGACGAUCAUUACAGUUUGACAUCAAGUGCCUCCGAGCAGGUAUUUUUGUCCUCUUCCCCAGCGUCCGGCUCGUCUCGCCAGGAAACGACGGGACCACUGGAGUUGACAACCUCCACAUCUUCCGCUUCUUUCGUCGGUGGAAGUAGAGACGACAACGAGUCUGAUGAUACAGGAAUGGGAGAGGGAACUGGCACUGGGUACUACGGUAACGAGAAUGAAAAGCAAAGUGAUUUGCGGGCGUCGUCGUCGAGAUCGAGCGCUAUGUCACCAAGACGAGCGUCAAUGUGGUCUAGUCCGCGUCGUGCAUUGAACCGCCGAACGCGCCGGCUGGAGCGAUCGAUUCUCCGGGACUCCAUCAACCACCGGGGGUGCAAUGUCAUGACUCGUGAUUGGAAGAAGGUCUUUCAACUUUUCAACUUGCUCAAAAUCGGUUCUUGCGCAGAGGAAAAACAAAUAGAGCAGGAGAAGGGCGACGACCGAGAUCUCCACCCUGUGGGUGUCGAAGGAAUUCUUGGGGCGAACGAGGACAGUGUUGGCGAAAGUAAAGCCCACAAUCAGGAGCAGGACCACCAAAGAAUCCAACCGCAAUCAUUGGAGUCGGAGCAGACGACGCCGCAGGAAAUUUUUGUAAAAUCACAGCCCGCACCUGUCCACGCACCAGAUACGCCUUCAACAUUCUCCUCAUCCAUUGCAUCAGCGACUUUGCCCCGCGGACCCGAGAUGUUCACCAUUUUCGGUGGUUCCUCCUCCUCUGGUGGCGGCGAAGAAGGGUCCAACGUUUCCUCAGUGGCUUGCUCACCUCCAGCGCCUGCUUCUUCUGUGUCCUCUUUGGCCGGCGCGAGCAGCUGUAGGUACAACCCCGGCUCCUCAUCGUCCUGUGUGUCCUCCAGCCUGGGGAGCCGUCAGUCCUCGAUGACCGAACCGGGGGAGUCUGUAAUGCUGGUUCCGAUGAACAGAAGCAAUAGCUGCAAUACGUCGAAUACUCGAAGCCAUUGCAGCGGGAGUGAAAAUCACGCUGGUCCACCUCGCCGGCAAAAAUCAAACGGCGACGCGGCUUCUUCAUCCCCGCCUACGGUGUGUCGCUCCAAUCUCCAAGAAGGGAAACGAAUUCCACUCGUCCCAAAGAGCAGCAAGCGGUCCGCCGACCAUUUUGCAGCAAGCAAACCAGUGGGUCCCCCAGACCGGUUUGGUGCGGUGCUCGGGCCGGCACGGAGGUGGAAACCGAAGGAGCAAGAGCAACCGCGGCAGGUUUCCGCUGCUUCUGCUGCGUCCGGCUCUACCAGCACGACGCGGGCACCGGCUCUGGAAGAGAGUGCUAAUUCGUUUCACGUGCAGGAUGAGGCUGAGGACCAUCCCGAGUCGCCAUCGGCGGUCGACGAGGAACUAGCACCCAGCUGCAGCACUCCCACGACGACAGCAAUUAUUGAGAAUCAGCCACAACUACGACCAGAACACGACGAUCAAAGUCAAGUUGUCCCUGAUCCGGCCUGUCACGACCUCCUCAUCCCCCGCACAACGCCUCCGGACAGCGCAAAAAUUUACUACGAUGAGAGCGUCAGCCUCUUCUCGCCCUCGCCGGUGUGCUUGAAAAUCCGGCGAUCCGGCACCAUGCUGCGCUCCUGCACGGAAUCGUGCGCCUAUUCGCCGGAUAACGACUUUCAUUCCUUUUUGGAAAAUGCGCAACACGGAAGAAAAGCGACACUAUUGCGGCAGAAACUGAACUCCUUUCGCCGGGCACGGUCGGAGGAGGCGGGUUUGCGUUGUGAUGUUCGAGGGCUUCGUGGAUCAUUUUCUUCAAAUGCGGAUAGCAGUAGUUCGAAUCAUGCACGCACGAUUUUUAGCGAAGACGACACGACCACCGGGGAGCAUCAACAUGAUGUUGUGGUACGAAAUCAAAGGCACCCUCCUCGGGCCUUUUGGUCCGCCACUCCGACGGCGCACGCGCUACCGCAGAUAAGUACGGACGGUUUUGAUCCUGAAGAAGGAACUGCACAUGCAUCGCCGGGACAAAACGAAAGCAGCAGCUCUUCUAGAAGGAGCACCCCAGCGUCUACUACUAUCGCGAGGUCCUCUGCUGCAGUCCAAGGGGCAGGAUCUGCAGAGCAACAUGUUCAACAGCAGCAGCGCGCCGUAGUUGUUGCCAGUAAAAACCAGGAAGGCCUAGUACCUCUACUUUCACCUGAGGAUGAGGACGUCAAGGCGCCGCCCCCAGGUGCUUUUUCAUCCAACACCUUACCAAGUUCCACUGCGCCGGCGCUACUUGAGGCUGAGUCUUCAGCCCCUCGCCUUACCGCCGAGGACACCAGCACUCGUUCCACAUCUUCUUCGCGCCAGGCAAUCUUCACCUCCGCAGCGCAAACGUCCAACACCAUCCCGAUUGUGCACGACAUGAGCACGCCGAUGCAUGUUGACCAGGACGUGGAGCGGAUUCAGUUGUUAAAAAAGAGGAGGAAGGAGCAGCUGGAAAAUUUGCAACUCGAUCACGACGAGCUUUACGACCUGGUUCCCUGGCACUAUCAAGUGCAAAAAUGUCUGGGUCUGGAAGGUUAGAACUUGUCAUGCUAAAUCUGAAUGAUGCUAAAAUCUUUGUUGCGUGAGUACCAAAAGCUGUCCGCUUUUGACCAAGUCGAGAGGGAGUUUCUCAUGCAGGAAAGGGAUGAUAGAGACCUCAAAAAAUCUGUCAUGCUGGGUCUCGCAUUCCAGACCUCAUGGGUCAUGGAAAACCUGCGUCACAAAUCUUGCAUUCUUCCAGACCCAGCCAUUUUUAUAUUUGAUAGGCACCUCGUCUCCACAAUUCACAGCAAGGGGAGCCCGAGCGUGACACCGCCGGAACACGGCGGGUCAUCUGCUACGGCCUCGUGGGCGGGAGAUCAUGAGGUGCUUUCAACUAUUGGCGGUGCAGGGAUUUCCGUCGGCGUGGAGCAAGAACGUGGUCGUGCGACGGGAGAUGCAAAUCAGGCACAACAGCUGGGCGGCAGUGGAGGUGGAGCUGCUGCUGCCAGUGCAUCGGGCGCCGCUGGCGGUGGUGCCACAACUUCUGUUGAUGUCAGAGAUGGCGGAGAGGACGAUGACGCGAGGAGCGCGAGCUCUCGGGUUGCUUGAAGACAUCGGAAUAAGAGCAGUUGUCUUGCUGAUUUCCUAUGAAGAUUUCGACAGUCUGCCACAGCUGCUCGUCAAGUUCCGUGAUGCUGAAAAAUUUUGCAAUUGAGUACAGCCAUACACUUUAUUGGUUUCGAAAAAUUAUUCGGAAAAUGAGAAUAAUUGAAUGUACAUGUUGACAACCAACAAGCGUAUACAAUGACAAUGAGAUGGAGAUCAAAAUAACGUACCACUAUCUUCAAUUUUGCAGUGAUAUUGAUAACAGUUUAAGAUAGGAUUAGAGCAGGAGCAGCUAUUGGGCGAAGAGGUCCGCUCUAGGUUAUAGACAUCUUCACAAAUUCAAAUGCCAAGCGGUAAGGUAUCUCGUUCGCUCUAGUAAUCGGAAAGACAACAAAAAACCGGCUACAUCAACUUACACACACAUUUCAUUUCCAUAUUGCCUGAAUGCCAGGCGUGCUGGAUCUAUUUAAUAGUCGUUUUCCAAAAUAAAUGACGCUGCUGCGAGGCGAUUCAUUUUUGAAAACUUCGCAAUGGUCACACACGACAAACCAGGCGGAUCGCAUACCGGAGAAAGCACGUCGUAGGUCGGUUUGAUUUCCAGUUGGAAGUGAUACGACGAGAUUGCUGAUUUAUUUGCGAAAUUCCAAUUAAUUUUGUAAAUUGAUUUCAAAAACGAACCGCAGUCCUGUAUGAACGAUGAUAUUAGCCGACAUAAAUGAGACUCGACAGAGUUCCAACAUUGCGCGGAAUUUAUUGGUAGUUGUUCAGCCGUGGUCCGUUCCUGCGGAAAACAUACCUGCUCCGAUUCAUUUCCAUUCCCUUUUAUUAGCAGCAGAAGUGUUCAGUUUCAGUUUCUCUUUCUCACCUCCUCAGUCGCAAAACGAAAUCACAUCGCUGAACAAACUUGUUUGCAGCAAAACGAAGACCAAGAUCCAAC